AUGCUGUUUUUGUAUGGCUUUUUCCCCUUGAAUAUUAAUUCGAAAAGUUUCUCGAAGAAAGAAGAUUUGCCGAAUUUGAAAACUUUUCAGUCUAUUUCUUCAGAAUCUUAUUCUCAAUCAGUGAACAAAGUUGUGUUAAUGAUUAUUGAUGCUUUUCGCAAUGAUUUUAUAUAUGAGUUCAAUGAUAAUAUGCCGUUUCUACAGAGGAUUAUUAAAGAUAGACAUACGUGUGCUUUUGUAUCUGAAAUUAAGACGCCUACUGUAACAUUGCCAAGAAUAAAGGCCUUAACAACUGGAUACAUUCCAGCGUAUAUAGAUGUAGUCUUGAAUUUUGGUACUCAAGCUUUAAUAACUGAUAAUAUAAUAUACCAAUUUUAUUCCAAUUCCAAAGAUCUAGUUUUUUAUGGUGAUGAUACAUGGCUUAAAUUAUUUCCAAAUUUAUUUAAAAGAUUUGAGGGAACAACUUCCUUUUAUGUUACAGAUUUUUAUGAGGUAGAUUACAAUGUGACGAAAAAUGUUAGAACAGAGUUGCUUAAUGAUGAUUGGAGUGUUAUGAUUUUACAUUACCUAGGGCUUGAUCACAUUGGUCAUGUAGAAGGACCCCAGGGAAAACAUAUUAAGCCAAAAUUGAAAGAAAUGGAUGAUGUGAUUGAAUAUAUUUACAAAAAUUUAAUAAAAACGGAUUCCGAAAAAAAUAACAAUUUAUUCAUUAUUAGUGGAGACCAUGGUAUGAGGGACUCAGGUGGUCACGGAGGUUCAUCUGAACCAGAAACAAACAUUCCACUUAUAUUUGCUGGAAACUUAUGUGAAGAUACAAUUUUUGGAUUAGAGCAUGUUCAACAAAUAGAUUUAGUUCCAACCUUAUCAGUAUUAUUAGGAAUUCCAAUACCAAUGGGCAGUAUUGGGGUACUUAUUGACUCUGUGAUAACAAGACUGAAUUCUGAACAACAAAUGUAUGCUCUGUAUUAUAAUGCAAUGCAUUUAGCAAAGCAUUGUGAUGAACGAUUAGAGAGUUCUUAUAGCAAUGAAUACUACAAGGAUUAUCUGAAGGCUGUGAAAUUGUAUGAACAUUGGCUAUUGAGUAAUAAAACAGAUGAUUUAUUGAAGAAGCAAUCUUCAAUAUUAUUUAUAUCAUCUAUGAAACAAAUGAGUAAAGAACUUAGUUCAUUGGGAACAAAUUAUAAUGAAUUUUAUCUGAUAUUAUCAAUGAUACUCGUGUUUGAGGCACUUGGUAUAAUAUUAUCAACAUUUUUAAUUGGAGAUCUCUCAUUACAAGUUUUUAAAAAUACUUAUAAAAAACUAUUUGGUGCAACAGUAUUGACAACAAUUUUAACAGUCACACAGAUAUUAUGCACACGAAACGUAAUGACUAUUUGGAUAUUAUUAUUCAACACACUAAUAUCUGUGGUGUUGAGCAUAAAUUUUUAUAUUAUCAAAAAUGUUGCUAGCAAAUUUACACUUUGUUUGGUUUAUGCAGCAUCAUCAUCACAAUAGCAAAUCAUAUCAACUGCAACAAGAUUCUUAAAUACGCUAUUCUUUUCCAUAUAUUUUAUCACAUUUACUAUUUUAAAAGCUUAACAUAUAAUAUUAUUAAACCGCCGUUAACGCUGAUUCCUUCUGAUUACAUAAUAUUGAAUAUUCUAGUCGUGAUAUCAAUUAUUGUUUUGGUAUCAUUCAAUAAAACGCAAAAAAGUAAAUUAAUUUUAGCUUCAUUUUUAUUAUACUUAUCAUUUCUUCAAAAGCCACAUAAUGCGUUUUUGCUUUCUUCGAUUAUAUUUAUUUUGAAUAGUAUUUUUAAUUUCGACGGUGCCGAAACAAAAAUAUCUUUUAAUCCGAGGUUUAUUGGAGCUAUCUGGAUCGGAUUUACUUUCUAUUUUA
Messenger RNA from Ctenocephalides felis (cat flea), 1878 nucleotides. RefSeq names its product GPI ethanolamine phosphate transferase 2-like. The coding region runs from base 1 to 1494 and encodes 497 amino acids. NCBI's taxonomy places the organism in Eukaryota, Metazoa, Arthropoda, Insecta, Siphonaptera, Pulicidae. The record is from RefSeq and is a predicted model, not a curated record. Gene Ontology annotation, biological process: GPI anchor biosynthetic process. The transcript has 9 exons. Gene Ontology annotation, cellular component: endoplasmic reticulum membrane.